AGAAGAGGACGAGGAAGGAGAGAGAGGAAAAGGGAGCGCAAGAAGCGGGUGUUGCAGCCAUGUCAGACACACCUUUGCAGCGGAACGGCACAGCAAAUGCCCCGAUGUCGUGUGAGGAGGCUCAACUCCACAAAGAGAGGCUGCAGGCCUUGGCGGAGAAACGGAAGCGGCAAACUGAAAUUGAAGACAAAAGAAGCCAGCUUGAUGACCUGCUGCUGCAGCUGCAACAUGUCAAGUCCAAAGCUAUGCGUGAGCGGUGGCUCCUCCAGGGCAUGGGAGUGGAAGAAGAGGAGGCACGGCGGAAACAGCUGGAACAAGAUGAAGAGCAAGGAAAGAGGCUGGAAGACAUGAUACACAGGCUCGAGUCUGAAAUCGGUGCACUCGAAAGUGAAGAGUCUCAGAUUUCAGCCAAGGAGCAAGUUCUUCGAGAACGCCUGAAGGAGACAGAGCGCUCGAUAGAAGACCUGCAGAAGAGUCUGAUGUCCCAGGAUGAAGAUGCCACUGGCUGCAUGUCUGCUCCUCUCUCGGACUGCAUGGACCCCGAUCCCAACCACCUCGCCCUGGCCACACAGCACCAGACUGGCCCACCUGCCCUGGGUGAGAACGCCAGACCAAGACCUGCCAUGUUUGCCAUGGAGAUCAACGUGCAGCACGACCCACGGACUGGUGAGCAGCGCAUCCUCUCGGCCAACCGUGUGAACCCGUUGGAUGCAGCUUCACGUGGGGUCAAAGUCUACGACGAUGGCAGAAAAGUGGUCUAUGAGGUCACUUCCUCUGGGGGCGUGUCCACCACCACUGUAGAGAAUGGCUGGAGCUCUGAACAGGUUGACCAGCUGAUCCAGAGAGCUGCCAGACCUGUAGUACGAGGUGGGGAUGGCGGGAGGAGUCAGGUGACAGUGACUCCAGCUGCCCCACAGACAUAUGUUUCUCCAGCAGAUGUUGAUGAUCUGUCCCCCCCCUCCUGUGCCCCGCCAUCCAUCCCUUCUAGCCCACCAGCCCAGGUUACCCUCCAGAGGGAAACCCGUCUGGGCAUGAUGCCCCCCUCCUCUCCUGCCGUCAUGACCCAACCAACAUCCUCAGGCCAGCCGGGCACUGAGCUCACUUCCCCGCCCCAGGCCAGCGUGGAGCACCCAGUCACCAUGGUGUUCCUCGGCUACCAGGACGUUGAAGACAUGAGCGAGAGCAGACAACUGUUGGGAUUCGAUGGCGCUGUGAAGGCUGAGGUUGUUCUCAUCGAUGAAGAUGAUGAGAAAUCACUGAGAGAGAAAACAGUCACCGACAUCUCCGUCAUCGACGGCACAGCAGCAGACCUCGUGUCGGGCCGACCAGUCACGUCUGAAGCUGUCAGCACCGAACUGUCUUCUGAUGGCCGUGAGCCUGACAGUACCUCCUCGCCCCCUGCAAAUCCAGAAGCCAACACGGUCCCCCCACCCGGCCUCACCCCUGCUACAGUCUACAAUCAGACACCUGGAGUUACUUUGACAACAGCAAACGGAUGCCAAUCUCCAACUGCAAACACAAAUCUUCACACUGCUAUGAAAUCAUGGCAAGCAGAGGAUGUCAGUGACUCAGUCCCGAGAGAGCGAACCCUGAAAACUGUCAGUUUCCAGGAGUCAGUCAGCGUUAUCACUGACAGGCCUGCAGCCAUGGAACUGGAGAGCCAGCAGAUCCAGCACGACUGUCUCAGCAGUCCCAGUAACAGAGCCCACAGUCCAGUUGGAAUGAAAGUAGAGACUCCUGACAGUGAGGUAGUGCAGGAGAUCUGCUACCUGGACCAGGUGUUAGAUGCAGCCUCAGAAACACCCACAAAUGGGAACUCCUCUCUGUCACUUCACACCAAAUCCAUCAGCAUAGAUGGAACUUCUCCUUCUGUGUGUGUGUCACCCUCCUCCCCUGUCAAUCACCACGCGAUCGUUGUGGAGGGACAAAAACAAACCACGUUUCUCCACCAGGACGAGUCUGCCGUUAAAACCAACGGGCACGUGCAGGGAGACGAGUCUGGGGGCAGCAGGGCAAAGUUUGAGCUGCGAGCAUUUCAGGAAGAGAAACGCCCGGCAAAGCUGUUCACCCCUGGAGAGGAGCAGCAGGUCAGGGUGACGAGGAGACGUCCCUCAGAGGAGGUUCAGGAAUUGGAGCGUGAGCGUCAGGAGCUGAUCAGAGACCAGGCAGUGAAGAAAAACCCUUCGAUUGCCCAGCGCUGGUGGAACCCUCCUCAGGAGAUCCCUUUGGAAGAACAGCUAGAGGCUGAUAAGCUUGAGUCUCUCAGGAAGUACCAGGAGAGGAAACAGCAGCGACAGAAUCACACUUAUGCAUACACACAGCCUCAUGUGUCAGGCCCUCCCACUGUGGUAACCCUUGACUCAGAGCUAACCAGGAAGGAGGACAUCGUGGAGGAGCAGAUCAACUUCUCUUCUGCCAGGAAGCAGUUUCUGCAAGGGGACGCUACCAAGAAGGACGUAGCUCCUCAAAUAUACUCUGCCAAACCCUUCUCGAAAUCCACAGCCAGGGGCAGCCACGGGAGCAGUGACUUUGUUGCAGAAACUGGGGAGACACACGUGACCUGGUCUGAUGAAAGAACUAAAGAUGAAUUCACAUGUGUGCGAGCUGUGAUGACAGUCCUACCUGAGGAAGAGGAAGCAAAAGGUCAUUUCCAUCCAGCUUUUCACCCAGAGGAGUCUGACUCAGGACUGGACGAGUUAUCGGUCCGCUCUCAGGACACUACUAUAUUUAGCUUGGAUAAUGUUUCCGACAGCGGGGCUUCGCUACCCCCUACGCCAUUGCCACUUACCCCUGUGUCACCACCUACCCCUCAGCCAACUACUCCAGUCAACGGGCAGACGAGUGGCAGUCCAACAGAAGAUGAGCUGGAGUACCACGCUGGGGUUCUUGUUCAAAAUGCCAUCCAAAAUGCCCUAGCAGCUGAAAACGGAGAAGACUGGCAGCAAGCUGACUUGAAUUCUUCACAGCUGAGUACCCCUGCAUCUCCAUGCUCUGUAUCCACAAGCAGCCCAGUGCCAGUUUCUUCCUCCCCUGUGUCUUCUGGUGGAGCCCCCAGUUUCCAGUCACCUGUGUCCUCCAGUCCUGCGCCAUCCAACCCAUCCCCACAGCCAGACAGGCAGCCAGUGGUGAGAGUUGUUUCCCAAGAGAAGCCAUCAGAAUCACAAGAGGCUCAGAAGCAACAGCAGUCCCCAAGUCCAGCACAAUCACAGCUCCAAACGCCUUCUCCUCCACCGUCUCAGCCUGUCUCUCCACCACAGAGGCCCAGAGACGGAGGUCCCAGGAUCAAAAUCCAGUCCUCCUACACCAGAGCGCUUGCUUCAUCAGCUCCAGCCCCAGCUCCUGCGCCUGUGGCUGCUCCUGCCACAACAGGUCCUGUCUCCAGGCCAACCCCUGUAUACCGUCCCCCGUCUCCUCCAAGCCCAGAGAAGCCAGAGUUCAGCUACUUCAGUAAAUACUCAGAGGCAGCUGAACUGCGUAGCACGGCGGCAGCAGCACGAGGGCCAGAGGUGGAGGCGGCUAGCGGCCCGUUCCGCCUGCGCUCCAAGAAGCAGCGAACUCUGUCCAUGAUUGAAGAGGAGAUCCGAGCAGCUCAGCAGAGAGAGGAAGAACUGAAGAAGCAGAGGGAGGCGCAGCCUACCGGUGUUGUCCGGCCCAGCAGCACUUCCAGCAGUAGUCAUGGACCUGUGAGGACGGGGAUGCGGCACGCCACUAUUUCCCCCGCAGAUAAGAUGAAGAGCAACAGUUUGCCAACUAGACUCACAUUGACAGCACGGACAGCGCCAGGAAAAAUUGAGAAAGUUCGACCUGCGCCACCUGUCUCCCCCUCGACCUCUGAAGGAGCCCUGUCUGAUGCUGGCAGUGAGGACUCUGGAGGAUCACGACCCAAAAACUUCAUGCAGACUCUUAUGGAAGACUACGAAACACACAAAGUGAAGAGGAGAGAGAAAUUGGAGGACAACAGUUAUGCCCGUUUGUUGCUGGCUAACGAGGUAACCACUGAGGUUCUGGAGGCCACUCGUGUGACCAGGAGGAAAAGCGACAUGGCACUGAAGUGGGAAGCCGGCAUCUAUGCCAAUGAGGAUGGCAAGGAAGAAGAAGAAGAGGAGGAAGAAGAGGAGGAGGAGGAGGAGGAGUAAAAAGCUCCCUUCAGAGACAAAUACCAGGCCAAUUGGAGAGAAUGAAGGAAGAGAAAGACUGAAGGAAAAGUGACAAAGCAGGAAGGAAAACUAUUUAUUUUAUUAAGAGUAUCUGAAGAUCACAUGACCCCAGCAGUCAGUGGGGCUUUUUGGACCUGAAAACUAAAGGUAUAUUAGCAUGUUAAGUGGCUGAGGAUGUGGGAGAUAUGUGAAGGUGGUGAGCAAUGAAAGAGACACUUCAAAUGUGUUUAAUGGUGGUUUUAGAGCAACGUUUAGUGUUUUUAAUAGCUGGUAGAUGCUAAAUGACUGAAAUAUUCUUAGGAUUUUUCACCUUUAUGCUAUUAUUCAAAUAAGAUCUAAAGCUUUUAUUUUGACUGGUUGCCUGAGACUCUCUGAUGGUGGUUUCAUCUGCACAUGCUUUAUAAUAACCGCAGUCAUCUUCUGAAAGUGUGGAAAGCUUUUAAUCAAGUGGACAAUAUAAAAGAUAGGCAGAUGCAGCUAUUCAAAGAAAAGAAAGUUCUGAGAGGAAGUAGACAAGGAGAGGCCAGAUCACCCUCUUAUUUUUUGUAAUUUCAGAAAUACUUUUACCUGGUUUUACUGCUGGAAAGCUGGUGUGUUUUCCAGGAACCGAACCAAAAGGUGCCCCAAGGCAUCACUUUCAGAGCCCAUAAUGGCACAGUGCAGAUAUGACACAAGUUUGACAUGCUUGCCAGGAGCUUUUGCCUUCUUGUCAAUCAACUUUACUGAAUUUUGAGGGGUCAGCAUCCUUUUUUUGUGAAAUGCUAGUCAGGAAAUUUGCAAAACUAGCAAAUCUAAACUUGCCUUAGACCACCUGCUUGUCGGUGCACGGUAUGUAUUGUAUCCUGUAUUACUACACCGUCAGUAGACCUUAGAGAAAAUAAGCAACGACCUUAGAUAGAAAGUUUGCCUGUAAUCGCUUCUUUUCCAGUGCAAAAAGAACGAAACAUGAGGGGGAGGGGGGGAUCUACCUGCUGGUAGUGCUUGCACCAUUUGAGUGAAUGUGUGUGUUAAUUAAAGGGCUGGGUCAGGGGUUUUAUAUUAAAAAAAAAAAACUUAUUUUACCUUUGUUGGCUACGUCGCUUUGUUGACCUGUGCUUUCUGAUGAUGUAAGCAGUUGUUUCAUGUAUUAUACUGAGGUAGGACUGUGUAUUUGACCUAUGAACGUCUGUAUCUACUUGCUAGCCGAGGAUAAAGUUUGAUGAAAAAAAUAAUCAAAAAAGGUUUUUAUAAGAAGUUGUUAUACCAAAACAGAAUGUUAUUUAGAGAAAACCCGCCAGCCUGAGCUCUUCACGUCAUUUUUAAGGCGUAGAAGUGUGCGAAUGGAUUCACACUCCUUUUCUAACCUGAAACAAGCACAUCUGAAAAAAAAAGUGCAGUGGCAAAAAGAAGGCAAUAAAGGUCUUUCGAGAUGCUGAACAGACCUGUGCUGUAAGUUGGGCUUGUAAAGGGUUUUUUUUGUUUUUUUUACUAACUGUAUUGUGACUGAAUUUUGCAGAAUAACAUUGAUUUUCUGUUUUGAAGCAUUGAAAUCAUACAAAGUGACGAGGAAAAACAGGAUUCAGCUUCAAGAGUAAAUACACUUUAACACAACCACACUUCUCCCUGGAGUAUAACAGACUGUCUUUAAUUUAAAAUGAAAAGUAGAAAUGUGUCAAACUGGCUGUGGAAACGGUAUUUCUGAACCACUUUUGAUUGUAUUCCUCUGUCGUAGCCUGUGAGAUUUGUUUCUGCGUCCAGAUGAGGAGAAAAAAAGCGUUUUUGUAAACCAAAAGUCACAGUUUUGACCUGUCCAAGUGUCCUUCAGCAAGGCAGCAACUUCUCUCUUUGCUUCCAAACACACUGAAUGUAUGCUGAGCUAAACCACAGAUGUAUUUGCUGGACAUCUACUAACCUAUCAAGUCAAGCCACCCUUUGCAACUUGUUCCACUCGGCUGUCUUGUGAUAUGCUUUGACAAGAAAGCGUGGCACAAACGCCAUAAACCAAAAGUGAAAACCAAGGACUCCUGACUCUGCGGUGUCCACUUCCAUCAAACCCGAAACAAAUAAUAUUAAAACCCACACAUAUGUUCCACAGAAUCAUCCAAGUUCUCCUUUCAGGGUCUUCUGUGGUGCAGCAGAGGUGCAGUGUCUUUAACGCUGGUAUGAGAUUAUUUUUGACUUAAAGGCUAAAAGACAACAGGACGGAAAAGGUUUUCAUCCAUGUGGGAACCAAUCAAAGUUCUCAGUAGAGUCGCUUUUGAAACGUACACACAGAGGAAUUAUUGAAUGGUGUGAUUUAUUAUUAUUAUUAUUAUUAUAAUUAUAAUUAUUAUUAUUAUGCUUUUGAUGUUUGAAUUUAUGGUGCAGAGAUGAUUUUAUUUAUCAUUUUAAAUGCUGGUAGCUUGUUUUCGGCCUACAGAGCUUCUCCAGUGUGGGACUCACUGUUUGUGUGUGUGAUAAAGCAAUCUUAUUAAUACAAUAUAAACACAGUAUAACCCCUGUUUCUAUGUUAACCACUUGUAUGCUCAUACUCUGCUUUGUUAUUUUAUAGCACAUGUAAGGCUCACAGUUACACACCCACUAUACAUAUUAUGAAUAUUUUCUCAUUAAAAACAAAACCUGUA
Molecule: messenger RNA, 6760 nt
Organism: Oreochromis aureus
Lineage: Eukaryota; Metazoa; Chordata; Actinopteri; Cichliformes; Cichlidae
Product: bromodomain-containing protein 4
Exons: 17
Coding region: 60-4136 (1358 amino acids)
Biological process (GO): regulation of cell shape
Cellular component (GO): membrane
Source: RefSeq, a predicted model, not a curated record